AUGGGUAUCACAAUUCUACCCCCAGUAGUAGAGGACCUCGGUCCCUACCAAUCCGACUCCGAAGAUUCCAUGUCCAUGGACUCCGAUCAAGAUGUUGAAAUGACCGGUGUCUCUCGUCCUCACAAGCGCCCUCGUUUACAAUCAAAGUCCAACAUUGGCACCGGAAUUGUUACCCCCGGUGAAGUUGUCACAGAUGAUCCACAGUGGAUGAGAGGUCACGGUACCUAUAUGAACCCCCUCUCAACAUCCAUCAUUGCCACCGUUGCCGGAACCGUUCAGAAGACAAAUAAGCUACUCUCCGUGCACCCAUUGCGCGCGCGCUACACACCCGAAAUUGGAGAUUUAGUGGUCGGCCGCAUUGUUGAAGUGCAAUCUAGACGCUGGAAGGUGGAUAUCUCUGCGCCAUUGCUCGCACAACUCCCACUCUCCGCAAUCAACUUGCCCGGCGGUAUUUUGCGCCGACGAACGAGUGCCGACGAGCUCCAAAUCCGAACAUUCUUCAGCGAGGGUGACCUGGUCAUCGCCGAAGUGCAGAACGUGCACCAGGAUGGCUCAGCAUCACUACACACACGCUCCUUGAAGUACGGCAAGCUGCGGAACGGUAUCUUCCUCGCUGUGACGGGAACCGGAGGCAGUGGAUCAGCCGGCGCUUCUGUCAAGGGCGGCAUCGGGGCUUCUGCCGCUGUGGGUAGUGCUCUGGCAGCGCCGGGAGGGUCUGGCACCGGUGGUGUGGUGCGGUCUCGUCGACAAGUCUGGACUUAUGAAACUGCCAACGGCGGUGGUCUGGUAGAUAUCAUCCUCGGAGUCAACGGCUACAUCUACAUUUACAAGCACACUGACGGGGCAGAUGCUGCCUCUUCGACUACGGAGAAUGUUUCAAUUACCCGACUCGAAGAGGUGGCAUCGAGUACGAUCUACUCGAGCCAGAACGACGACAUUUCGCCACAGACUCGGAGGGAGAUUGCACGGUUGUCCCAGUGCAUCCAAGUCUUGGUCCAGUAUGGAGUGCGUGUGGAUGAGGAUACAGUCGUUGGUUCUUAUGAGGCUAGUCUCCAGGUAGACCUUGAGGUUGGCGAUGAUGAAGAUGAAGAAGAUGAGUGGCGACAGGAAGGCCGUGAAUAUCUCGAGGGUGCUAAGAGCCGGCGCAUCAUCGAGUUGCUCGGUCAGAAGAAGGUUUAG
Molecule: messenger RNA, 1179 nt
Organism: Penicillium brevicompactum
Lineage: Eukaryota; Fungi; Ascomycota; Eurotiomycetes; Eurotiales; Aspergillaceae
Product: exosome non-catalytic core subunit RRP4
Exons: 2
Coding region: 1-1179 (392 amino acids)
Biological process (GO): exonucleolytic trimming to generate mature 3'-end of 5.8S rRNA from tricistronic rRNA transcript (SSU-rRNA, 5.8S rRNA, LSU-rRNA); CUT catabolic process; nuclear polyadenylation-dependent rRNA catabolic process
Cellular component (GO): nuclear exosome (RNase complex); cytoplasmic exosome (RNase complex)
Molecular function (GO): RNA binding
Source: RefSeq, a predicted model, not a curated record